Messenger RNA from Cydia pomonella (codling moth), 1244 nucleotides. Its product is annotated as thioredoxin-2-like. The transcript is spliced from 4 exons. The coding region runs from base 631 to 1161 and encodes 176 amino acids. The record is from RefSeq and is a predicted model, not a curated record. NCBI's taxonomy places the organism in Eukaryota, Metazoa, Arthropoda, Insecta, Lepidoptera, Tortricidae.
AACAUACGUGCAUUAGUUAAACAAUUUGGCGAUAGAUGGCGCUGUACACAAAUAUAUUUAGUAUAGGUACUUCUGUUCAAAAGUCUUUCGCCUUUAUAGUUACACGAGAUAAUUCAAAGUUUUUACGGAACCCUCGGUGCGCGAGUAAAACCAACUCGCUCUUGACCGUUUUUUUUUACUUUUAGUUACAUGUGCCUCUCUUAAAGAUUAGUAGAUAUUUUUUUCAUUUUAAUUUCUGAACUUAGUAGCGGUACACACAAUACACCUAUGAUCAAAUUUUAAUUCAAAUGUAUCUUAUAGAUUUUGAGAUAAAUGGCUGUGUCAUAUGGACAUAAGGACUAAGGAACGGAUAAACGGACAAGAAUGGACAAAACUCUACUCUUUGUUUUUUUAUUUUAUCUCAACGCCAGAAAGUCUCAUAUAUAAUGCUUGUUAUUCUUGUGACAAUGAUAACCUCUGACGCACUAGAUAAUUUUUUUGCUGUAAUCUCCUUUCUGGCGAACGAAGUGACUCUCGAUAAUGAGACGUUUAGGUGCAAGAUCACUUCUGCGCAUCAUACGAGAAUUGCUCUGCGGAGUUCCCAGAUAUUUGAUUUUUGCAAACUAGCACCUGCGAGUUGAAUUUCCCAAGAUGCAAUGCAAGUUGUCAUUGUUACUGGCAAUAUGUGCGCUUGCUACUGCUCUGGCAAAAGACAAGAGACCCUUGGGAGUUGAAUCUGACUCUGACGAGUCUGGAGAGCAGAACACACAUGACACAACUACUGUAAAACCAGAGAGCAAUAUAAUCUUUAUAAAAAACUCGACGGACCUAGAGACUCAGAUCGCUGGGGCCGGCGACAAAUUGGUGAUAAUCUAUUUCAUGGUUACUUGGUGCCCGCACUGCAAAAAGAUUAAUCCUACCGUCGAAGAUAUUGCAGCCAAGACAAACAACCUGGUCGUCCUAAUGGUGGACAGAGAUAACCUUGAAGACGAUCAUGAGGUUUGGAAGUAUGGGCUGAGUAACCUGCCUAGUGUCCCAAGAUUCAUUUUUGUAAAAAAUGGGAAGAAAAUCGAAGAAAUACAUGGCAGUAACUGUGAUUUACGUGGCACUGUGUCUAAGUUCAUGUCGCCCUCAAAAAGUAGCUCAGAAUCAUCAGAUUCAUCUAAUUUAUUAGACGAAUAACAGCAAAACGAUUAACUGACUUUAUUAUGUGUAUUUGUAUAAAAAUCAUUAAAACAUAAAUAAAUAAUAAAUUAAAUAUGUUA